AUGCGAGGAUCCAAUAGGGCGCAACUUUCGGCGUUAUUUUCUAUCGUGUCAGCAGCCACUCAUCCUGGUGUGAGGGCUGGGCGAAUCCCAUGCGUGACGCAAGUAACGGCCCCAAAUGAUGCAACGGCUCCGUCGGCUACUGCAUUGAGGCCUGAGAAGUCGCACUUGACCUGGCAAGAGGCGCUUUGCGAAAUGGAAGGAUUGCACGAAAUGUCAGUGCCGGUGCGUUCCGCUGUGGCGCUGCAUGAAUUCCUCACCUCAGAAGCAAAGAAGCUUGGAUGUGACGCCGCGCAACGGGGAGAACUGCGGCGGCGGGCCGGCGUCUUCUGUGCGAAGGACAACGCCCGCCCCCCACGGUGGUCCAGCGGCGUUUUCGCGGGUGAUGAUUCUCGUGUUAAUGGGAGGAAGCUGAAGGACGUCCUGGUGGAGGAAAUGGAAGGAUGUCGUGCAUGGGCAACAGAAUGCAUCCAGAAAAUGGGGAGUGCAGCUGGUAUAGACCAGACAAGGUGCGCUUUAAAACCGGUAGGUGGUGCGGGGGAGCCGUUUGAGGAGAUUUGUGGAGCUGUUGCGUGCUUCGCCGGCGAAGAAUCAGGGGUGGUUGAAUCGUUCGCGCUGGCAUCCGUUCUCCUGAAUCACCUGCGACCAAUGCGUCGUUGCCUUGUGGAACUGGCCAGGGACGCAUGGGAGGAAGCACUAAAUGUGUGUGAGCAAUUUCUAAACAGUGAUGAUGCAAUCUCCUCAGCGCUAGGGGCAGAACUCUUUCGUUGCGUCGCUUCUGUCGCUCCUUCGAACAGUAGAGUGAAGCUCCUCAGUCUGUACGUGCAUCAAAGGAGGAAUCAACUGCUCAGUAAUUUAAAGGACCUCCCAAACCUCUUCCGUUUCUGCUCCCUACGGUGCUUUGAUGAGGAGGAACUUCUCAACUGGAGGCGUAAACUUAGAGAGCAAAUGCAGGCAAUGCUCGACAUCAUCCGGGAGAUGGACGCUCUAGAUGUGGAGAGGGCACAAGAGUUCAAGCGGGCGUGUAGUUUGGGCCGAAGAGCCGCAGUAAACAUGGUUCCAGCUGGUGGUUACUCCCAAGAGCACCACGGUUCUCACAGUAACCGUUUUUCGUUUUCUUCACCUGCAUCCCUUUCUCGUAAUAUGGAAAAACGGGGGUGCGGGGUGGAGUGUGAGGAGGGAAAGAAGAGCGUACAGGUGCGUGAAAUAAGUGCGAAAGGCGCAGAGUAUGUGAAAGGAAAUGUAGAGGGUUUGGACAAUACGUCGAGGUCCGGGAACAGGUUCACGUCGUCCGAGAUGGCGGUAGUGUCAUCAUGCUGGCAGCGCACGGCAUUAGAAACUUGGCGGAAGCAACGUGGGAGUGCCAUCAGAAUGUUGUGUAGCCAGGACGGAAAAGAAGCGAAGGAAGGGGGUCAGGGAAAACAGUUCCGAGUGGAACUUGGGCACCACGAAGCGUGUCGAGCGGAUGUCGCUGAAGGCCCUCACAGGACACCGCUAUCCCGCCUCAGGGCCACAAUAAGCGGUGGGUGUAAGGAUUACUCGGACCUGCUCACCGCACUCUGCAGUUGGGUUAGGGAAAAUCGCCGCGACUUGAAUGAGACCUGCUAUAUGACGUUUGUCCUAGAGAUUGUUGUAUUUAUUUUUGUUUGUGAACUCCGACCCAGUGUAGGUGUGGCUGCGUUGUCGCAGCUCACCUCCCUGUUGGUGCAGUUCAGGAAGGAGCAGGUAGUCAAUAAUUCAGUGAAUUUGUUUACUGAGCCGCUGACUGUGGGCCUCGCCGCAGCUGCUUUGCGCACGUCUAUGGAGGCAGCGCGUCGUGGGACGGUGCGUGGUGGUAUUGCCAUCGAUCCAGAGGAUGUUGGGAACUCCCCAUUCCUGAAGGACGUUGCCGCACUGCUCUUCGAGGUCCGGCUUCCUCAUAUGUUGCGCCAAACCGUAUCCAUUCUCCGUGACGGUUACUUCACCUCUCCGCUCGAAACCAUAGGAGCCCCACCACCGUUGGGUUUCUCCAAUGAGUUUUACCAACACACUGGUGUGAUUGCUGUUCUUGUUCGGAUGGCAGCUUGCCGCAAUAUGCGACCAACGGUGUCGCCUGAUUUCCCAACGGUUCCUAUUCAACCAGUCGCUUUUUUGAUUGAACUUACCGAGGUGGUUGGCGAAAGUGCGAUUUUAAUGCUCAGAGAGAUUCCCCUCCGUAGGAAGAAGCCCAUCCCAGGGGUUUUGAAUGAAGCGCUGUGGGGUUUGUUUGUGCCCUUUGCUGCUUGGUUGCUUCACAACGGCGAGAGUUUGGCAGGGGAGUUGCCUGUCGAUGGAGUCCGUCGGUUAUUGAAGUUGUGUGAAGCUGUUGUUGCGGAUUUAGCGGCGCGGUGGAACUAUAGUGUGGUGCCAACGAGGCGACGCUGGAUAAGUAUGGAAAAGCCUGUUGUAUCUUUGUUUACACAAGAGUACGUGGCGGAUGAGGUUACUCGGCGGAAGGUGGUGAGUUUCGCAUCUCUUUUGGAGGGAAUACUAUCUGCGGCGUUACGUUUCUUCCCCAACAUUUUCUCGGAGGCACGGGGAUUUUCUCGCGUGUGCAGCGCGGUCGCUAUCAUUCUGCAUGAUGUGGACACCCACACAGCUCACCAGAUUAUGGAAUUUCUUCUCCGCCUGUCACCCCCACCGGAGCAAAUGGACUGCAGUGCGCAUCAUGCCGUUGUGCGCUGUUUGUCUGCUAUGCGUCACGGUUGUACAUUAUGGAUGCAAGCUGUGCAUCAUUACACUCAAACGUUGCGCACGAUCAUCCGUGACGAGGAGGAUGCCUCGGUUACCGCUAGCAAACGGUCUCGUGUCUCGGCGGACGUUUCAACUUCUCUUGUGCUACGCUGCGUGGGGAGUUCCAACGCCCCUCGUGCUGUUCGCUGUAUGUUGACUUUACGUAUUGCCGCUCUUGCAUCUGCAGCAGGUAUUUCUCUUAACGCUCAGUCACUGGUCUCGUGCAUGCACAACUUCGUAAUGCGAAGGAGUCAACCAAAUGGUAUCUUCAAUGGCGUGCCAUGGUGUGACGUGUUGGGGUGGCACAGUAACCUGAUGACACGUGCAAGGAGGGCGUCGUGGGCAAUGCGCGACGUACAGUUUCUCCACGCUGCGUGCCUACAGGCUCUACUUGCACAAGGGGAGUGGCCGGAGGCCCUUCUUUUAUUACCGAGGGUUGAGAUCCCUUUCGCAAGUGACUACUGUCGGGAGGGAAGCAAGACCGGGACCCGUGGCUUCAAGAGUUGUGUCAUGUCUCUCCUGGCGCUGUGCGCGUCGGAUCGCACCCGAAGUUGCCGUGACACUGCAGCUACGUUGAUCGAAAUGGUUAGACGUCGAACAUCUGAAAGGGAGAUGUGCCCCACGUGGGACGGGACGGUGACUAAACUGUGUCAAAUUGCGUGUGUUGAGCCUCCCAUUUACCGCGGCCGUGAUGAAAAAUCGCGUACACCGCUUUUUCGCGAUUGUGCCCCCUCAUUCCCCCAACCUGCGCCUGAUGCGGAGGGGGAACUCUUGAUUCGGCUAGGAUCAACUGCGUUGUCAUACAAUCAUCCGCGCUACAGUCACGAGGCAUUGGUCAAGAGGUUGGAGGCGCGCGUUGCGAGGCUUCGGAGCGAAGUUGCGGUGACUCUUGCAAUAACGUGUACUGGCACUGAGGAGCCGCAGCGGGGCCAUGAGGGAGAAAAACACUGCCGGCCGUCGCUGAUACGAGUGUGCGAGCGCACCUCCGUGGGACUUCACCGAUCGCGGGUUGUCUGGUCGCAGAAUACGUUGAUGAGGGAGGAAACUGACCCGAGUCAUGCAAGGGUGCAUGAUGAGGCGGCGAGGUCUCUCUUGGACACGCGGCUUGCCAGUGUUAUGGUGCCGCUACGCCGUCUCGAGAGGAUCCGUGCAGAAAAGCAUCACCGACACGACGGGGGCAAGAAGUGGUAA
Molecule: messenger RNA, 3939 nt
Organism: Trypanosoma brucei brucei TREU927
Lineage: Eukaryota; Euglenozoa; Kinetoplastea; Trypanosomatida; Trypanosomatidae
Exons: 1
Coding region: 1-3939 (1312 amino acids)
Source: RefSeq, a predicted model, not a curated record